AUGCCUUCCCCCGCGACUUCCCUUCCCUCUCGGAAUGGCAAGAGCGACAAAGAAAAGUCUUUGUCGCUCAACGACGCUCUCUACAACCAUCUCGUGCUCCCUCCCCAACUCCCGCAAAGACAGGACUCCAAUCUCGACGAGCUCGAGAAAGCCCUCCUUAACCGACUCCUGGUUUCCGUGAAGCACAUGCGAGAUCUUCCCGGCAAUGACCAGAGUUACGUUUGGAGCUUGAUCGAACGAGGCCUUCGUGCUACCCAAAGCAUUCAUGCGGGAGGUUACGUCGACCGAACUGCACUCAUUCGAGAGCUCAACGAUUUUGGAGAGUCUGACUUUCUGGUCGUCUAUGUGCGGAGCCAGAACUGUGCUCUCUACAUCCGCCGUGCGCAAGAUGCUGUCUUUGGCGCCUCUGUCGUAUUCGAGGCCUUUGAGACUUCGGCGCGCAAUGAGGAUGUUCUAGCAACCGAAAAUGCGCUUCAGUGGGACUUUCCUGGAUGUGCAGUGGCAGUCCCCCUUGCCACAUUCCGCGAGAAUGGUUUCGUCUCCAACCUAGCCAAUUUCCUCGACAACGCUUCGCGAGAAUCACUCACAGAUUUCUCCGCACAAGCACUCAAAGCGGGAACAUCUAUGCCCGAGUUUCGCAACACAUCAGAACCUGCUCUUAUUUCCUCUAUGCUCAUGGCUAUUCUGCAACAAAACGGUCGCCGCCUCGCCCCAACUCUUCUGCAGAAGAUGGUUCGGGACGAUGUGCUGUGGAACAAUGCAGAAAGACCAUGGAAACGACUUCCUUAUUGGCUUGUGCUGCGAGUUACCAUCUCCCGCUACCUUGCUCAACGGUUGGGUGAAAUUGCGCGAGUUGAGUACAAGUUUUUGUUAGCUCAUCUCUUCAGUGAAUUUCUCACAAAUGUGCAGCAAUCAGGAGAAAUACGACUUGACCGUCUCGACUUCCUCAAGAAAAAGAUUUGCCGACGGCUAGUCAAGCUGGAAGUCGAUAAAGAUCGGUCUCAAGAUCUGGCCCAGAGAAUUGAGUAUCUAUUCACCCAACUCGGUCCCGGAUUACAGAAUUCAAUUUCAAAGACAAAUGCUUUCAUCCAAGUGUCGUGGAAGCACCAGAAGUUGACCAUGACUAAAACUAUCCCUCCGCUGCCGAAGCAAGCUUCUUUCGAGGAUAUGAAGCUGAACCUGAAGAUGAGCGGGAUUACCCUCAACAAAAUCUGGAGAGGCUAUUCAAGGCCUUUCAAGGUCAACACUGAGAGGCAAGGUACCACGAAUGUUGCACAGGCUGCCAAGCAGCAUCUUAGCUCGUUCGCCCUCGAGCACUUCAAGUUAAUUGACAAAGAACUCGCCAUCGCCAACCUUUGCCAUGAGCAAAGCCCCCUUCCACACAAAAAAGUCGUAGGCUCAGCUGCUUUGAUAAGUGAGUAUUUGCGACAAGCUUAUAGGGCCUACGAUGGCAUCCCUGAACUCAAAAGCUCACUGAUCUUGAACAUCAUGGAUCUGUGGGUUACCAUGGAUAAGGCAGCCUGUGCGAUGUACCCACUCCUCGGCGAAUUUCACCCUGCCUUUCGACCUGAGAUGCUUGAUGUUCUGCUACUUUCUACCUUCGAUGAUAUGAAGCGGCUACAGAAGAUACAGGUUUAUCUACAGGAUCGCAUCGCUGCUUGCCAAGGUUCAACAACCAGCAUUUUUGACGAUCCUGUCCGGGGAUCAUUUGGUCAUCGCUUCUAUGAUGACUCUGACAUGUCUGGUGAGAUGAACGACUUGCAUGAGUCAAUAGAGGCAUGGGCGACCCAUUUGCGAGACAGCAAAGAAAAGGAAUGGAAAACAAAAAGCGAAGAAUACUCAAGGCUAUCCAAAGUCAUCGAUGAGAGCACAUGUGUCUACAUGGUGGACGAGGACAAUCCCCACUUGCCCCCUUACCACGAUCGCGAUUGUCGUCGCUGCUACUUGAAGCGGCAGUUGAAGAGAAUUAGUAUUCAGGCCUACGAGCAUCCACUCCCUUCUGAUCCUCAUGUCGCAAAAGCUGUAGUUUUUGAGCUGCUUUGCCCUCAGACUUUGGCAAAAUAUCGAGAUGCUACAUGGACCGUUAUGUCGAUAGCCCUGCCUGCAGAGGAAGGUGUUGACCCGAAGUGCUGGGCGCGAGACUACCAACAACUACAGAAGUAUGCCAACGACUCAUCAAUGAGCUGCUCUCUGGCAUCAGUCACUAAACCUUGUAAGUAUUCAGACGACCGUUCACCCCUCAUGGCCACCUUUUAG
This is a messenger RNA of Fusarium musae, 2256 nucleotides long. RefSeq lists its product as uncharacterized. The transcript has 2 exons. Lineage: Eukaryota; Fungi; Ascomycota; Sordariomycetes; Hypocreales; Nectriaceae. Bases 1 to 2256 code for a protein of 751 amino acids. The record is from RefSeq and is a predicted model, not a curated record.